This is a messenger RNA of Bombyx mori (domestic silkworm), 5296 nucleotides long. It is a transcript of the gene Octalpha2R, whose product is annotated as alpha-2C adrenergic receptor. The record is from RefSeq and is a predicted model, not a curated record. Gene Ontology annotation, biological process: adenylate cyclase-activating adrenergic receptor signaling pathway. NCBI's taxonomy places the organism in Eukaryota, Metazoa, Arthropoda, Insecta, Lepidoptera, Bombycidae. The transcript is spliced from 6 exons. Gene Ontology annotation, molecular function: G protein-coupled receptor activity. Gene Ontology annotation, cellular component: plasma membrane. The coding region runs from base 795 to 2444 and encodes 549 amino acids.
AAGCAGUAAAAUAAGAAAAUAGCAUCGUUAAAAAUCAGGCUUUAUAUUCCUUUACACUAUAACUCGUAAUGCAAAAUUUACAGCAAAACGGUAUCCAUAUAAUCAUUUCUAUGUUACAGGUACAACGCGUCACGGCAAUUGAGAAAAUUACCGGUUUAACACACGCGAUCUCAUAAUAAGAUGUUAAUGAAACAACAUUGAAUGGAACAGUUGUUUUUGUAACGAAAGAGCGAAGGCACGGAAUAAAGAUGUGAUUUCAAAAAAAAAAAACCAGUGAAAUGAAAAAUACCGCCGAAAAAUACCGGUUUAGCGAGAGGCGGAAGUGCGCACGAUGACGUCACAAAUCCGGUUAAAUGACUGUAUAAAGUAAAUCUUGUGUUUAAUUGUGUUUAGCUUCUUUGUGUGUCGCGGUUUGCGCGUGUGUGCGUUUAGAAAAAAAUUAUAAUUUUUUUGCGAGUUUCUUUUUUUUUUACCGGCCAAUUUUUAUUUUGAUAGCCGGUUGUUUUCUUUCGUCCGUAAAGCAAUAAUAGUUAAGGUUCGUAAUGCAAUAAUAUUCUAACUCGUAGUCGUAUUGUACAUUAAUAAUUAGAUUCGCGUAGUGUCGUUUACUGUGAAGUCGCUAAAACUCAGAGUUCGGUAAAACGGGUAAAGUAAUUUAAUGUAAAUAGUCGUUAUUAUAUAGGCGAUUCCGUUCUUGUAAGAGAUAAGUUUGGUUGAUCCGGUUUUUUUUUCUCAAUACGGACCAAAAAACCGUAAGCGGCGAAAACAAAAGAAUAAACCGGUAAAAUCGAAAAAUGGUGUCCAAUACCACGGUGCUCACCAGGACUACCAUGACCACACUCUUGAAUGGCACAUUAGGGUUGAACUCAACAUACUUGGUCCCCACGUAUAUGAGCCCUGAAGAGUUUUUGGCGCUGCAGAUGACAAACACCUCAGACGCUAACACGACCUUGAACGAAACGCAAGUAAACGUCGUCUUGAAGACGUGGUACCCGAGUGGCUAUUCGCCGGCGCACAUCAUCAUAGCCUCAGUCGUAGUAACAGUGUUAAUGAUAAUGGUAGUCGUUGGCAAUAUGCUUGUUAUAAUUGCCAUUGUAACAGAGAAAGCAUUGAAAAACAUCCAGAACUGGUUUAUCGCGUCGUUAGCGGUAUCGGACUUCUUUCUCGGGCUGGUGAUAAUGCCGUUUUCGUUGGCGAACGAACUGAUGGGAUACUGGAUUUUCGGGUUCUGGUGGUGCGAGAUACAUUCGGCAAUGGACGUGUUGCUUUGCACCGCGUCAAUCAUGAACCUGUGCCUCAUUUCGCUGGACCGCUACUGGAGUAUAACUCAGGCAGUAGACUACUUGAAGAAAAGAACACCAGCGAGGGCAGCGCUGAUGAUAGCAGCGGUUUGGCUGAUGAGUGCAUUGGUGUGCAUUCCUCCACUCCUCGGUUGGAGAGUCAGCAGGCCACUAGAGCAGUUUCCACAAUGCAAGGUCUCAGAUGACAUCGGCUACGUGGUCUACUCAGCGCUGGGUAGCUUCUACAUACCGUCCUGCAUUAUGGUGUUUGUCUACAUCAGGAUAUACUACGCAGCGAAGGCCAGAGCGAGACGGGGCAUCAGGAAAAAUCCUCGACCAAGACCUAAUGAUCAGCAGACGAGUUUCAGUAGCGCUCCGAAGGGGACGCGGCCAAUGCCCACGACGCAUCCCAUGCCACAGUGCCAUCUAAGCACGAACAAUAACGGAGAGAGUCAGAUCUCGACCAUCGAAGCGCCCCAAGUGCAAAUACCUACGGUCACGUGCGAGCUGGCUUCUGAUAUAUCGACGAGUGAAGCAGGAGAUCCAGCUCCACCUCCUCCUGACGAGAGAAAGGACACCUUGAAGGUAGUAACAUCAGCUCAAGUAACAAAAAAUCCACUCGCGUCCUGCCCACAUAGGAGUUCGACGCUAUCAGUGAACGGAGAACUGGCUCUGCAGCAGGCGCGGUGUAGAGCGCCCAGUGUCGCCAUCGACGCUGACAUGGUCUCUGAGAUGGAGCCCUCAUCGUCAGACUCAGGGGUUGUCAGUCGCUGCGGAGGCGUCAAACCAUUAAAGCUUCGUAUCUUCAAAAAGACAGACAGAAGACAAGAAAAAUCUCAACCUCACAAAUCAGAAUUAGAGCCAGCAUUACCCAAGCCGCACAAACCUCGUGACCCAGAAAGAGAAAAGAAAAGACUGGCCAGAAAAAAAGAGAAACGAGCCACUCUGAUCUUAGGUUUAAUUAUGGGCAGUUUCAUAGCUUGUUGGCUGCCAUUUUUCUUCCUCUACAUCUUAAAAGCCGCUUGUAGAAUCUGCGUGAUACCAUCAAGUGCUUUCGCCAUAGCGUUCUGGUUGGGGUACAUGAACUCUGUACUAAAUCCGGUCAUCUACACGAUCUUCAACAAGGAUUUUAGGCGCGCGUUUCGGAGGAUACUGUUCAAGUGAUGUUUGGCCUACCUGUGUUGCUACAGAUGUGUCGCCAACAGGAUAAUGUUGGCCCAGCAGCGAGCAACACCGGGCCUUUACAACGUGCGUUGAUGGUUUAAUUAAUUUCAGGACUAUAAAAGUGAUUUUAGGGGUGUCUGACCCUGGCCGGACCAUUUCUGUUUUCAACUAGCAUUUAUUUUUACAUGCCGCAUUAUAAUUAUGUAUAUAACACGUGACGGAACCCGAGUAGGCCCGUCUAUCGAAAGAUAUUUUAACAUUUUUCUCUGCUACAAAACUAAAAUUCACAGAGCAAUGGAUUUGUCAAUGUUGGACAAACACACAUCCAUUGCUCCGUGAAAGAUCGAAAUUAUGAAUUAAGUUCACUAAUAUUGGGUACUAGCUACUAGGUACUAGUUGUACCAGGUAUUACUACUGGGUACUAGUACUAGGCACAUCUAGCAUGUGCAGUUUUAGAUCCUCUAUUUAUUUUACAACUACUUCAAUUAUAAAUUUGUUUUUUUGUAGAUGGUCUUAGUUAAUAUGAUUCGAUUUCCAAAGAAGUUGAUUCCUUGAAACGCAGACAAUCCUAAUCGAUUUAAUUAUUUUUUUAAUGUAUGUUUAGACUUUUUUUUAAAUGUGGAAUGUAUUGAAUGGUCAGCGUAAAAGCAAUAAAUAAACCUUUUUACUGAUAGUUUCGAUUAUUAGGCCUGUUUAGUGUUUUAUGAUAUUUUGUACAUAGUAGUAAGGUUAAUUUCUUUGCGAGUUCCACAGGGUCAAUUUUCGACUACAUUUUCUUACACACAAAGAUAAUUUGGAAAGAUCGAAACAAAAUAAUUGUUUUGGAGGAGGAAAGAAUAACAAAAGAGAGAGAAAACAUUUGUUUUAUCUAUGCUAAAGACAAAAUUUUUUUUUUUUUCGCAAUUUUAUUAACCAUAUAUUAUAAAUAUUAAAAUUAAGGAUAUCUGUACAGCCUUCCCUGUAAAGAAACCCAGCGUCAUACAACUACAGCGUCCACAAUAAUCUGAAUUAUUUUUAAUGAUAUUAGCUAUUUUAUUAUUAUUAGAUAUUAGCUUUUUUUGUUUUUCUUUCUUCGAGAAAUAGCGAAUUCAUUCCGCGUUUUGCUUUGACUUAUCCUGAUGUAGGAUGUAGUGUGUACUCAUUUGUGGUAACAACUCUAUCUGUUACACUAUUCUGUUUGCAUGGCUCACAAUAGAAAUCUUCCUUGAAGUGACGACAAUAACUGUACAAAAUUUCAACCGAAUCGGGGGUAGAAGACGAAGGAACACCAAGAACAUUAACUAUAAUAAAUUAAAUAGGCUUAAAUGACGCCUAGUUAGUUCCUGUCGGGUAAAUAUGAAAUUAUACUUGAAGAUUGAAUACCUGUGAAGCUACAUAGAAAAAAGAUUACAGAAAUUUAAUAAAUAAAUUUUGAAAUUCGUAACUUCUAUCUUUAAAAAAAAUAGUUGUGGUGCAGAAUUACAAUGAUUUUUCUUGUUCAAUUUUUUCAUACACAAUUGUAAUUACGCGCUCAUUUCUUAAACUUUUAGCGAAUAAUGUUAGUAGAUAAAUAGUUGGAUAUUUUUUGUGUGCUUUCUCAUUGCGAGCAUUCGUAAGCAAACAGAACUCGACGAACGAGCAGUCGAGCUUUGUAAGCUGUGACGUUAGCUUUUGGAACGAAGUUCCUUAUGGGACGAUGCGGAGGGGUACCCAAACCGGGAAAAAACGUCCGUAACGUAAGAUUUUUAUUAGUAAUGCACACAGUGUAGGACUUAAUUUUGUAAUAACGUACAAAAAAUAACAUAUGCGCGUUCGUUUGCGCAAUACACUAACUCUUAAGCAAACAACCGUGAAUGAAGUGUACCACAAUAAGUUCGCACGUUACCGAAUGAACGUGGGUUGUUGCGAAACCUUAUAGUUUUAUUUUCUUUAUACCUCGAAUAGAACUUAAAAUUAAUAUUUUUAUAAUAAGGAACUUCGUUUCUAUUCGGUGUCCCACGACACCACAUAUCUUUUUAUUAUUAAAUUCACUGUUUCAUUUAGUAUUUUUUGUGACUUUGCCCGCAUUAGCUUAUUUCUUAUACGAAUACUGAAUUCGCAGGAGUAUAAGCAAGAACCAAGUUCUCCAUCGUUCAUUUCAAAUUUGCUAACGAAUGCUCGCUGUAAGAACACACGAAUAAGACGAUCAUUGGGAAUGAAUAUAAUGAAUAGAAGCACAGUAUUGAUGUACGUACAACUGACUCGGUGAUCAAGUAGUUAGCGCCUCUGACAGUUUGCGCCCAGGGUCGUGGAUUCGAUUCCUAAAUACAAAUAUUACAUAGAAAUAUAAUACUGUACCUACGGGGCGGUGGUACCUACCCGUGCGGACUCACAAGAGGUCCUACCACGAAUAAAAAAAUAGAUGAAUAACUCAAUAUCACAAUAUCACGCCAACCGAUUUCGAUGAUUAUUGUUUUUAGUGUAUAUUAAUUUGUUUUGGAAUAUCUUUUUUUUUCUAUUUGAAGUCGGUUUUUGUUAAAACAUGUCUCUUUACAAUUAUUUACAUAACCUAUAACACGAAACGUCAGAAAUUAUUCGUAUCGUACCGUAUCGAUACGAUAUCGAUAUCAUAUCGAUACGAUAUCGAUCGUAUCAUAUCUGUCAUUAUAUUCAUUCCAAUUGAUUAAUAUAAAUAAAGAAUUACUGCAAACACUAAUGGAUUUGAAAAAGUAAUAAUUCUCAAUAUAGUAUCUCGUACUAUAUAAUGUAAAUUAAUUAUUGAAAUACUAGCUUGUAUUAAUUUAAAGUAUAUUUUUAAAUGCGCAAUGUGAUUGUGUUUUUGAGGGAACAACACACAUUUCAUUCCUCAAAUGUAAAUACAGUUUUUAAAUAUU